Messenger RNA from Elephantulus edwardii (Cape elephant shrew), 735 nucleotides. RefSeq names its product family with sequence similarity 170, member B (gene FAM170B). The coding region runs from base 1 to 735 and encodes 244 amino acids. Gene Ontology annotation, cellular component: acrosomal vesicle. Lineage: Eukaryota; Metazoa; Chordata; Mammalia; Macroscelidea; Macroscelididae. The record is from RefSeq and is a predicted model, not a curated record. Gene Ontology annotation, biological process: fertilization. The transcript has 2 exons.
AUGAAGCAAAAGGGGUCCCCUCUACUCUCAGGGCCUGCCAUGCCCCAUGAAGAGGACAUUACCUUUUCCAAGACCAGAGGGACACUGAGCUGGAGUAGCUCCUCAUCCUCCCAGUCCUCCAAAGACUACCAGUCCUACUCCCAGUACCAGUCUUGCUACUCAUGCUUGUACGACCAGGAAAAUGGGUCUCAGCAGAGUGUGUGCGCCUUCUACACCCACGUGCAGACUGUGCGAGGAGUGGCUGUGGCCUGGGAGACAGAGACGGGAUUUGAGCCAGUCAACAAGAAGCCCAACAGGAAGCCCCGCAUUCGUGAAGCUGAAUUCAUCAAGAGGCAGAGGAGAAAAGGAUCCUCCUUCGAGAUGGCUUCCAACACCGACCUGCAUUGGGACUUGGAAGCCAGCAAGCACUGCUGCCCAGAGGAAGAGGACUCAGAGCUGCUGGCGCCCCUGGACUGCUGCUUGCAGGAGUUGCGGGAACAUCCAGAUUGGCUGGUUACUACAGACUAUGGGCUGCGUUGCAUGGCCUGCUGCAGAGUCUUCCCCACAUUGGAGGCACUGCUAGAACACGCCCAAUAUGGCAUUAGGGAGGGCUUCAGCUGUCAGAUCUUUUUUGAAGAGAUGCUAGAGAGAAGGCGUGCCCAGAAUCAAGGGAUCAUUCACAAGCCCCAGUUUUAUGCCAAGAUGUCAGUGGGAUUAAAAUUUAAUAACUCAGAGUUUAAGGCCAUGGCUAAUUGA